Messenger RNA from Capsella rubella, 406 nucleotides. RefSeq lists its product as uncharacterized. The record is from RefSeq and is a predicted model, not a curated record. Bases 28 to 249 code for a protein of 73 amino acids. The transcript has a single exon. NCBI's taxonomy places the organism in Eukaryota, Viridiplantae, Streptophyta, Magnoliopsida, Brassicales, Brassicaceae.
CCACAUUUACUUGAAGAAAAGAGAGAUAUGGCGAGACACUUAGAAGGUGUAAUGAGCAUGGCUACUACAACACAUUUCGAUGCUAGCUACCUCUUUCAUGUUGUGUUCUUGGCUCUCAUCGGCUGUUGUGUCCUCUCGGCUAUGUUAUUCUCCUGCUCCGACGGAGUUUCCGACAACCGACGCUCUUCGGCAAACACUACCGGUGGCGGAGGUUGUGGGGGUGGCGGUUGCGGUGGUUGUGGAGGUUGAGAUUUCAUUCGUCUUCGUCGGGAAAGAACACACACAACAUUCGACCAUUUACUUUCGUAUUAUCGUGUUAUAUAUACAGUACAUCCUUUUUCUUUAGUAAGUGUAAUAAUAGAUUGUAUAGCUAUUAUUGUAUAGUAUAUGAAAAAAAAUUAUACUA